Sabethes cyaneus is the source of this 1519-nucleotide messenger RNA. RefSeq lists its product as uncharacterized. Bases 1 to 1347 code for a protein of 448 amino acids. Lineage: Eukaryota; Metazoa; Arthropoda; Insecta; Diptera; Culicidae. The record is from RefSeq and is a predicted model, not a curated record. The transcript is spliced from 7 exons. Gene Ontology annotation, molecular function: glutathione transferase activity. Gene Ontology annotation, biological process: glutathione metabolic process.
AUGGUAAAAGUAACCCUUUACACUUUGCACUUCAGCCCUCCAUGUCGCGCCGUGGAAUUAACCGCCAAAGCUUUGGGCAUCGAGUUGGACCAAAAGGUGGUAAACUUGUUGGCAGGUGAACACUUGAAACCGGAUUUUUUAAAGCUUAAUCCUCAACAUACUGUUCCAGUGCUGGAUGACAAUGGAACGAUACUUUCCGAAAGUCAUGCCAUCAUGAUCUAUUUGGUUUCCAAAUACGGUAAAGAUGAUAGCUUGUACCCGAAAGAUCUCGUUCAGCAGGCGAAAGUGAAUGCCGCUCUCCAUUUUGAAUCGGGCGUAUUGUUUGCUCGUAUGAGAUUCUUGUUUGAAUCAAUUCUGUUCGGAGGCAGCGGAGAACUUCCUGUCGAAAAGACGGAAUAUAUUAAGAAAGCCUAUCAACUGCUAGAGGAUACUCUCGUUGAUGAUUACGUAGCUGGCAAAGCGUUAACCAUCGCUGAUUUCAGCUGUGUUUCUUCCUUUGCGUCAGUAAUUGGUGUUGUUCCGUUGGAUAAAACGAAACAUCCCAAAUGCUCUGCCUGGUUGGAACGUUUGAAACAAUUGCCCUAUUACGAGGAAGCCAAUGGUAGUGGUGCCGAUGGUCUGGCACAAGCCGUUCUUGCUACUGCAGAAAAGAAUUCCUCAAAGACUCAGUCUCCUCUAAGUAUGACGAAGCCAGUUUUGUACACCCUCCAUCUGAGCCCACCCUGUCGAGCGGUGCAUAUGACGGCUAAAGCACUUGGAGUCGAUUUGGAACAUCGAGUUGUUAAUCUUCUAGCGGGGGAACAUCUUAAGCCGGAAUUUAUCAAGAUCAAUCCGCAACAUACAAUUCCGGUGCUGGACGAUAAUGGAAUUAUUAUUUCGGAAAGUCACGCCAUCAUGAUCUAUUUGGUGUCGAAAUAUGGAAAGGAUGAUUCGCUCUAUCCCGGAGAUUUGGUCAUACAAGCAAAGGUUAACGCUGCUCUACACUUUGAGUCGGGUGUACUAUUCGCCCGUACAAGAUUUUUGUUCGAAACUAUCUUUUUCCAAGGCUGUAAGGAAAUUCCCGACGACAAAGCUGAACUUAUACAGAAGGCUUACCAACUGUUGGAGGAUACCUUGGUUGAUGACUACCUAGCUGGGGAUUCGCUAACAAUUGCCGAUUUCAGCUGCAUUGCAACUGUUGCUUCUGUGAUGGGAGUCAUCCCGAUGGAUGAAUCGCUGUAUCCGAAGAUCUAUGGCUGGGUAGAGCUUUUGAAGGAACUGCCGUACUACGAGGAAGCAAACGGCGCUAGUGCCACUGAACAUGCCCAGUUAGUGCUGGAAGUUCUGAAGAACAAUGCUAGUGCAUAAUUGCUAACAUGCUUGGUAGACAGCUAAAUUUUGAUGAUCAAGUAAUACAGAAAUUAUUAUUGAGAAAAGCUCAAUUUUGAUCAAAUGAUGCUUCAAAAAUGGUUUUAAUUAGAAAACAGAGAACGGUACAGUCAUUUAUAAACAUGUUAUCGAAGAAAAUACAUACAAUACA